CCGCCCGUUCCCGCCCCUCCCCCGCCUCUCCCUCUGGUACAGACGCGCGCCUCCCGCCGAUCGUCCGUCUGCUCUUCACGCUGUCAACGUCGUUCCUGCGUCCGCUGGUCUUGGUUACUUCUUCUCUCUCCUCCGCCGCUCCCUCCGGUCUUCAUCGCUGCAUCCGCUGGUCCAUUCCUUCUGCCGUCGGGUGCUGCUCCUCGCCGCUGGUCCUCGUCCUCAAUCACGCCGCUGCUGAUCCUCGCUUCUACGUCCUCAGUCACUGCAGUGAGUACUCAAUUCGCAGAUGAGCACGAAAAGGUAGCAGAGGAGCAGAAAUGGCAAGCUACCUAUGGAGAAAAUAUUCUGACUAUGUAUACACCAAGUGGGAAAGAACGAUUCUUUGGGAUAUGAUGGAGCCAUACAAGAAACCCAAAUCCUUUACUCCUCUGGUUACUAUAUACAUAGCCGCUUUCUACACUGGGGUCAUUGGCUCUGCCAUCACUGAGCAACUCUAUAAGGAGAAGUACUGGGAAGAUCAUCCAGGCGAAGCAGUGCCUCUCAUGAAGCCAAAGUUUUACUCUGGUCCAUGGAAGGUGCUUAGAGGGGAGACUCUGCCACCCAAUCAGUGAAAACCAUCACAAUCAUUUUACUUGUUCUGGAGUUCCAUUCAUUCCCCCUCCCUCCACCCCAACAUCAUCUCUCCAUCAUGGAAGUGGCGCAGAUUUUGAUAGAUUUUAUCACUCAAAUAUUUGCCAUUGCUUGAAAAAUGUAAUUAGAACAACCUUGUCAUGGUGCUGAUGCUUUUGGUAGCACAAUGCAUAAUUGAACAGGAAGAUCCCAUUGAUAUAUUUUGUUUUUGAAGA
Manihot esculenta (cassava) is the source of this 845-nucleotide messenger RNA. RefSeq lists its product as uncharacterized. NCBI's taxonomy places the organism in Eukaryota, Viridiplantae, Streptophyta, Magnoliopsida, Malpighiales, Euphorbiaceae. The transcript is spliced from 3 exons. The coding region runs from base 318 to 611 and encodes 97 amino acids. The record is from RefSeq and is a predicted model, not a curated record.